This is a messenger RNA of Fonsecaea erecta, 1053 nucleotides long. RefSeq lists its product as hypothetical. NCBI's taxonomy places the organism in Eukaryota, Fungi, Ascomycota, Eurotiomycetes, Chaetothyriales, Herpotrichiellaceae. The transcript has a single exon. Bases 1 to 1053 code for a protein of 350 amino acids. The record is from RefSeq and is a predicted model, not a curated record.
AUGGACUCAACCACCACGUCUUCGGGCGGACAGCACGCUUACAGACCUUUGGUCAAAAGACCUCACACGGCUCAUGAACCAGCCAGUCCCGGCGUUCCUUCUCUCAGCUGCUACGUCCCUGACGAGAUCAUCUUCGAAAUCCUGAGCCAUCUCAUUCCCAAACAAGGGCUCACCGUAUCGACUGACUCUGGCAGCAACGUCUGCCCUUUCACCAUAAAUUCUCUUCUCCAGACUUCGCGCACGAUCAGGAACAAAGUCAUAUCCUACACCAAGCGUUUCCCGCUGCACAUCAACAUCACCAGCGGCGAGAAUUGCCGGUGCAACAUCUUGACGAUACCCGAAGAUAUCUUGAAAGCUCCCCUGGGCAAGGCAGCACUGUUUUCCAUCGGGAUCUGGAGCGAAAUCAUCGUCACGUUUACACCUAUCCUGGUUGACGAACUGAAAGACUCUUGUAUGAGGACCCAGAUAGCUCUGAUUGAAGCCGGCGUGCCCUUCUCAGCCUUCAGUGCCGGGAGUAGAUCACGGGCGGCCAUACGUUGCGUUCGGCGCCAGUCGGGCGCCCUCUCCCAAACAAUGGAGCGUCUCGAAAAUAGACGUAGGGGUGAUAAAAUCCGCUGGAGAUUCGUGUUCGAUGGAUCUCGAGGCAUUGACGCCCAAGACGAACAACGUGAGUCACCACUGUGGAGCCUUGGUGCCAUUGGGGCUUGCUUGACGCGGUGGCGGUGGCACCAAGGGACAUACACUGUGCCGGCUGUCAAACUCCCAAAGCGCUUUUAUGUGACCACAGAGAGAAGUUCACUCAUCGUCCGGAACUACUCGACCGACGGUUGGAAUAAGGCGCAGGAAGCUCACGAGAUCGUUACCAAGCAGCAUCUGGAGGAAGAGUUCCAAAAUUGGUGGACGUUGGGGUUGUGUGCCUCCGAAAGCGACCUCGAGCACAUAUAUCCAGCUCAUUACUGGUACAAUGAACGUGUACCAGAGGAACCAAUUGUCAUAGAAAACAUGGAGAUCAGGGAGGUUCUGGGACCGAUAGUGAGGAAUUCGCCAACUUGA